Molecule: messenger RNA, 2501 nt
Organism: Dissoconium aciculare CBS 342.82
Lineage: Eukaryota; Fungi; Ascomycota; Dothideomycetes; Mycosphaerellales; Dissoconiaceae
Exons: 1
Coding region: 137-2284 (715 amino acids)
Biological process (GO): aspartyl-tRNA aminoacylation
Cellular component (GO): mitochondrion; cytoplasm
Molecular function (GO): ATP binding; aspartate-tRNA ligase activity
Source: RefSeq, a predicted model, not a curated record
GAUUCCGACCUGCCUCGAUAUUGGUACUUCGGUCCCAGCUUCACAACUGAAACGACGAGAGCGGAUAAGUGCGUGAUUGUCUCGAACAUCUCACUAUAUUCAGCCUGGACACCUUGGUCCCAAGAGCACAGUCUUAAUGAUCCCGCGGCGUGUUGCGCGGGCAUCUCGAGCAUCAUGGACUCCGAGAACGAUUGCGUCACCUGCCCGGCUUGGUUUCGUUCAUAGCCAGAAAACGAACUUCAGAUACAUACCUUUACAGCACUGUCGUUAUCACUCCAAACAUGGAGAACCCCCAUCAAAUAAGAGCUUCGCCGAGACGAGGAGUGUCAUUGAUGAUUUCAAAAAAUCCAUGGUCUUUCCAGCCAGGACGCACGACUUCAACACGAUUAUUCAUGACACUGCCAGCGUAGUAGGCCAACGGGUGACUCUUCACGGCUAUCUAGGCACUCGUCGAGUUGCAUCCAGGAGUUUGAAGUUCUUGAACUUGCAUGACCCAAAGCAAGAAAACAUCAUUCAAGUCGUCGCAAACCUCACCCCUGCAGGAGAUAAGACUGGCGAAACCUCCAUAGCACUUCAUGAUAUAUCAGAACAUAGCCCUCUGGCUAUCACUGGGAUCGUCGUAGCCCGGCCAACGAGCACUAAGCAACCUGGUACGAAGAAGAAUGGCCCAGCGUCGCCGAACAAUCCUACUGGAGCAGAGAGUGUCGCAAGCAAGGGGGUGGAGAUACAACUCGAGAGCAUCCAUGUGCUGAAUGAGUUCCCUCCUGAUGUCAUCAUGUCAGCGGAUACAGUCUUCCCGUCAGAACAGCGGCACUUGCAAAUUCGCCGAUCGAACGACAUCCGCGACGCUCUUGCGUUCCGCAGCAAAGCCGCAGCCGUAGUCCGCAAUACACUUCUGUCGACCGAAGAUGAACCUCGCUGUGGAUUCACGGAGAUCGAGACUCCGCUCCUGUUCAAGUCGACGCCAGAAGGUGCGAGAGAAUUUCUGGUCCCCACCCGGGUCCCGGGAAUGGCAUAUGCUUUGCCCCAGAGCCCUCAGCAAUACAAGCAAAUUCUCAUGGCAAGCGGUAUCACUCGUUAUAUUCAGUUCGCGAAAUGCUUUCGCGACGAAGAUUUGCGCGCCGAUCGUCAACCAGAGUUCACCCAAAUUGAUAUGGAAAUGGCCUUUGCUCGUGGUCAAGAUGUCAUGGAUGUUGUCGAGACUUUGAUCCGCGCGCUAUGGGCGCAGUUGCUACAUAUCGACGUGCCUUCUAAAUUUAGGCGCAUGAAGUACGCAGAAGCAAUGGGGCGGUACGGAUCCGACAAGCCCGACUUACGUUUCGGCUCAGAAAUCUCUAGGAUAGAGUACAUGCUUCCUGUUGACCUGGUCCGAAAGAUCGGGCCCUUGGACGAUCCCAUCGUGGAGAUCAUGAAAUUCUCUGUGUCAGAUGAUCCUUCCACGACCUUCCAAUUUGUCGACUCUUUCAUGCGUUCUCCUGAGGCCGUUCCUUUCAUUCAGAACCCUCACGGUCAGCCGGGUAUGUUCUUCUAUGAUUCCCGCAAACCUCUCCAGGGCCUACAGCCCUUUGGCUUCGAAGCUGCCGAACAUCUUGAGGACCGUUUCGACUUGAAGGACGGCGACCUUCUCGUUCUCCAAGCACGACCCAAUGCUAAAUUCGCCGGCGGCUCCACGCCAAUCGGCAAUCUCCGCCUCGCGCUCCAGAAGGCCGCCAUCAGACAAAAUCUCCUUCCGCCCCUCUCCGGUUUCGAGUGGCUAUGGAUCAUCGAUUUCCCCCUCUUCACCCCCGUCGCCGCCGACGACGCCAGCGCAGAUCCUGGGCAAGGCGGCACCGCCGGCUUCGCUGCAACCCACCAUCCUUUCACCGCGCCGGCAACUCCCGAGGAUGUGGAUCUCCUUCUCACCGAUCCGACCGCCUGUACUGCAGACCAUUACGACCUGGUCGUGAACGGCGUCGAGCUCGGCGGUGGAUCCCGCCGAAUCCAUUCCGCCGCUCUGCAGCGCUUGGUCCUGCGGGAAGUGCUCCGCGUGCCGGAGACGCGCAUGGGCGAUUUCGAACACCUCCUUGAGGUUCUCCGGAGUAGUGGAUGCCCGCCACAUGCAGGAAUCGCGUUGGGAUUCGAUCGGUUGAUCGCGGUCAUGCUAGGGAAGGAGAGUGUAAGGGAUGUCAUCGCGUUCCCUAAAAGUGGAAGGGGAGAGGAUGCGUUGGUUAGGAGUCCGUCGAGGAUGACGGAGGAGCAGAUGGAGACUUAUCACUUGCGUGUGGUAGAAGCGGGAAAGAAGUGAAGGGUCAUGUAAAAACAGAAGAUGCGAAGAUGUGAGUUAGUCGCGGAGCAAUCUUGUAUAUUAGUCGUCUCUUUCAUCAUGGUUGCAUUAUCAACUAGACUAAUUAUCUCGUCGAGAAACAACCUCAUCAUCGCUCAUCAGUGUCGUGGGUCAUUCUCAUUCUCAUUCUCAUAAUCAUAUUCAUCACAAUCGUAUCCUUGACCUCCCAAGUGACAUA